AUGCCAAAGAAAAGUGAUGCAGCAAAAUUAGCAGAAGUGAGUGUAGAGAUUGAUGGAGAAGAGAGUGCUGAGGAAGACAAGAAAGGAAAAAACAAAGGCAAAAAAAAUAAAGCAGCUGUAGGCAAACAGAGUAAAGCAGCCACCAGCGAGGAUGGUGGGGACGAGGAUGAGGACAAAGAGGCCGAGGCCACUAGAGGUCGCAAGGCAGCCAAUAGAAAGAAACCAGCUUUGAGGGUGGACUCGGAGGACGACAGCGAUUAUGACAUUCCUCCAAAGAGGUGUGCAGGGAAUCGAAAGCGGGGAAAGCCAGGGGCAGGCAAAGACAAGAGAGAUAAAAAUGCCAAGAAGAAGAAGAAGAAGAAAAAGAGCAGUAGUGAGGACUCAAAGUCAGAGGGGGGGGAGGAGGAGGAGGAGGAGGAGUCCAUGUCAGAGGGGGAGAGGGCGCGGCUCAUGGAAGAGGUGGAGGAAAAGAAGAAACUGAUCGCUAACAUAAAGAGCAAGCCAUGGAAGAUGAAGAAGAGGCUCAAACACCUCAAGGAAGCUCAGGUGUUUGUGGAUAAAUUUGAAGGUGCUUUGGGCAAAGGGAAGGGCAAGAAACUGUUUGCCUUCAAAGUCAUGAUGAUGAAGAAAUGGAUCAAGUUUCAGAGAGAUUUUGAAAAUUUCAAGACAGCCUGCAUACCCUGGGAACGGAAAAUAAAAGAAGUUGAAAGUCACUUUGGUUCUUCAGUUGCCUCGUACUUCAUCUUCCUCCGCUGGAUGUAUGGCAUGAACCUCGUUCUCUUCAGUUUGACCUUUGGCCUGAUUGUGAUCCCUGAGCUUCUCAUGGGCCUCCCUUAUGGUUCUAUUCCUCGGAAAACAGUCCCACGAGAGGAACAGGACAACGCAAUGGACUACGCAGUUCUCACAGAUUUUAACGGUUACUGCAAGUACUCUGUGUUAUUUUAUGGCUACUAUAAUAACCAGAGAACCAUUGGCUUCCUGAAGUUCCGCCAACCUCUGUCCUACCUCCUGGUGGGCGUUGGGAUCUUCGGGUAUAGCCUGAUGGUUGUGAUCCGAACGAUGGCUAAAAACGCAGAUGUAGGGGGUGGGGAUAGCGAGGACAACGAGUUCACCUUUGCCUGGAAGAUGUUCACAAGCUGGGACUACCUCAUCGGCAACGCAGAGACAGCCGACAACAAGUUCGCCUCCAUCACCACAAGCUUUAAGGAGUCCAUCGUGGAUGAACAGGAGAACCAAAAGGAUGAGAACAUCCACCUCAGGAGGUUCCUGCGUGUACUGGCCAACUUCCUCAUUACCUGCAUCCUGGGAGGCAGCGGAUAUCUCAUCUACUUUGUGGUCAAACGCUCACAAGACUUUGCUGGCAGGGAUGACCUGAGCUGGUAUGAGAAAAACGAGUUGGAGAUCAUAAUGUCACUACUUGGACUGGUGGGCCCUAUGCUGUUUGAGACUAUCGCCGAGCUGGAGGAAUACCACCCCCGCAUCGCCCUCAAGUGGCAACUCGGACGCAUCUUCGCUCUUUUCUUGGGUAACCUGUAUACCUUCCUGCUGGCUCUGUUCGAUGAGGUCAAUCAAAAGCUGGUGGAGGAACAAUCCAUAAAAAAUGCCAGCGUGUGGUUCAUGAAGGAAUAUUAUGCCAACUACAGUGCCAAUAACCCGAACGGGACAGGCACACCGCCCCCUCUUGACCCUGCUGAUGUGAUCCGUGGCCCAUGCUGGGAGACAACAGUGGGGAUAGAAUUUGUAAAACUGACAGUCUCAGAUAUCGAAGUGACGUAUCUGACGAUCCUCAUCGGGGACUUUGCGAGGGCUCUGAUUGUGCGAUUCCUUAACUACUGCUGGUGUUGGGACCUGGAGGCAGGCUGGCCUUCCUAUGCUGAGUUUGACAUCAGUGGUAAUGUCCUCGGAUUGGUCUUCAAUCAAGGGAUGAUUUGGAUGGGAGCGUUCUACGCUCCUGGUCUGGUCGGCAUCAACGUGCUCCGUCUCCUGACCUCGAUGUACUACCAGUGCUGGGCUGUCAUGGCCUCCAACGUGCCUCAUGAGCGAGUCUUCAAGGCCUCAAAAUCCAACAACUUCUACAUGGGUCUCCUUCUUCUCAUCCUCUUCCUCAGCCUACUGCCUGUCGUCUACACCAUCAUGUCCCUGCCGCCGUCCUUUGACUGUGGGCCCUUUAGUGGCAAAGAGCGCAUGAUUGACGUAAUCACAGAGACAAUAGAACUGGAUCUGCCUUCAUUCAUGGGGAAGCUGUUAAGUUACGCGGCCAACCCCGGCCUCAUCAUCCCUGCUGUUUUGCUCAUGGUUCUGGCAAUUUAUUAUCUCAACGCAGUCUCUGAGGCCUAUAAGAACGCCAACAACGAGCUGAAAAAGAAAAUGCAGAUGGCAAGAGAUGAAGAAAAGAACAAGAGGAAUAACAAAGACAGCACCAAUCAAGUGAUGAAAGAUUUAGAGGAUUUACUCCCCAAGCGCCCGAAUGCGCCGGAUUCAGAUGAACAAGCAGAGAAACCUGGUGGAGGAAAACCAUCAAAAGUAAAACCAGGAUCAGCGGCGAAUGGUGUGAACCUGCAGAAAGACAUAUCUCUGGCAUCAGCCAAUCCAAAUGCCCGAGGUCCUGUGAACCGAGCACCAGGCCCUAGGACGGCUGGGCCUCUGCCUGGGCAUCCGGGGCCAGUUCCAGGGUCAGGAAAUCGCAAAGGACAAUAGCACUAGACACUAACACCAGCCACUAGCACUCGGCUCAGUAUCCGACUGCCUCCUAAA
Neoarius graeffei (lesser salmon catfish) is the source of this 2754-nucleotide messenger RNA. RefSeq names its product transmembrane channel-like 2a (gene tmc2a). The record is from RefSeq and is a predicted model, not a curated record. Bases 1 to 2697 code for a protein of 898 amino acids. Lineage: Eukaryota; Metazoa; Chordata; Actinopteri; Siluriformes; Ariidae. The transcript is spliced from 20 exons. Gene Ontology annotation, biological process: detection of mechanical stimulus involved in sensory perception of sound; vestibular reflex. Gene Ontology annotation, cellular component: plasma membrane. Gene Ontology annotation, molecular function: mechanosensitive monoatomic ion channel activity.